AUGUCCAUGCUUCCGACAAUCACCAUUUCCAAACCGGCUCCGAUCAAGAAGGGUGCGGCGCUGCUGGUUGCUCCGGAGGGCGCCGAUAUCGCCGCGCUUGCCGGCGAUCUGGAUGGGGAAGGCGUGGUCGCCCGCGCCGCCGAGUUGGCGGAGUUCUCCGGCAAGGCCAAGACCGUGCUCGAUGUGCUGGCGCCGGCGGGCAGCCCCGCCAGCCGUAUCGUCAUCAUUGGACAGGGCAAGCUCGAGGACGCCUCCGAGCCGGGCUGGAUCGCGCUGGGCGGUGCCGCGCGCGGCGCGCUCGCCAAGGAGCCGCUCGUCACAAUGAUCGCCGGAGAGGACAUGGAUGCGGCGGUGGUCGCCAGCUUCGCGCAGGGCUAUCUCAUGCGGGCCUACACAUUCGACAAGUACAAGACGGCCAAGAACGGUCAGAACGGCAAGCCGAAGGCACAGAAGCUGACCAUCCAGAGCGCCGACGCCGCCGCCGCAAAGACAGCCUGGCGCGAUGCCGAAGCCGUCGCGCGCGGCGUGAUGCUGGCGCGCGAUCUGGUCAACGAGCCGGCCAACAUUCUCGGCACCGAGGAAUUUGCCGCCCGUGGCGAAGCGCUCGAAGCGCUUGGCGUCGAGACCGAUAUCCUCGAUGAAAAGAAGAUGAAGAAGCUCGGCAUGGGCGCGCUUCUGGGCGUGGCACAGGGGUCGGUCCGUCCGCCGCGCCUGCUGGUCAUGAAAUGGAACGGCGGCAAGGCGAAGGACAAGCCGAUCGCCUUCGUCGGCAAGGGUGUCGUCUUCGACUCCGGCGGCAUUUCCAUCAAGCCGGCUGGCGGCAUGGAGGACAUGAAGGGGGACAUGGGCGGCGCGGCGGCGGUCGUCGGCCUGAUGCACGCGCUUGCCGCACGCAAAGCUGCGGUCAAUGCGAUCGGCAUGAUCGGCCUUGUCGAAAACAUGCCCGACGGCAACGCCCAGCGCCCGGGCGACAUCGUAACCUCCAUGUCGGGCCAGACGAUCGAGGUCAUCAACACGGACGCGGAGGGCCGCCUGGUGCUGGCGGACGUGCUGACCUAUUGCAACCAGACCUUCGAACCGCGCGUGAUGAUCGAUCUGGCGACACUGACAGGCGCGGUGAUGGUCGCGCUUGGCCAGCACCAUGCCGGGCUCUUCUCGAAUGAUGACGCGGUUGCCGACGGCCUGACGCGGGCCGGCGCGCAAAGCGGCGAGAAGGUCUGGCGCCUGCCGCUGGGCCCCGACUAUGACAAGAUGAUCGACUCCAAGUUUGCCGACAUGAAGAAUGUCGGCGGCCGCAAUGCCGGCUCGAUCACGGCUGCGCAGUUCCUCAAGCGUUUUGUCGGCGACACGCCUUGGGCGCAUCUCGACGUCGCCGGCACCGCCAUGUCCUCGCCGUCGAACGACUUCAACCGCUCCUGGGGAUCGGGCUUCGGCGUGCGCCUGCUCGACCGCUGGGUGCGCGACACUUGCGAAGGCUGA
Messenger RNA from Effrenium voratum, 1479 nucleotides. The record is from the annotation of a GenBank genome assembly. Lineage: Eukaryota; Dinophyceae; Suessiales; Symbiodiniaceae.